GGAUGGAGAGACUCUCACUCCUCCAGCAUCCAUCACUCGACUCGUCUCUCCUGGAUCUGGAACUCUCACUCCGCUCCGUCUCUGUGUGAAAUCAGACGUUCUGCUAGAAUGAGGAACCUGACGGCUCUGCUGCUUCUGCUGUCGCUCAGCUCUCUGUAUCUGGUGUCUAGUGCUACUAUCAGGGCUGACGUCAUGAAAACCUGCUGUCAAAGCGCAACUAAAGCGGCAAUCCCACUAAAGAACAUUGUGACCUACUGGAGGACCAGCAGCAGCUGCCCCCUACAGGCCAUUGUUUUUCAGAUGCUAAAUAAGGUACAGAACACCAUUCGUACAGUCUGUGUGGAUCCUACAGCCGUUUGGGUCGACAGUCACAUGAGGAAAGUGGAUCUUAAGAACAAAGUUGGUGUAACAGCAAAACUCUGAGUCUCAGCGUUACACGGGAUUACAACACUGAAGACUAACUUAAUAUUUUGGCAACAUUUUGUAAUUACUGUUUCUGUUUAUUUUAAAAUAUAAAAAUAUGCAUUUUGUAACUAUUUAUGUAUAGAACUGACAUUCUCAGCCGAGUCUCAGUGUGACAGCAUCACAUGCUUCUUGAAAGACUCUGUUCUCUCUUCAGGUUUGUUUUCAAUAAAUGAUUCAGUAAAAUAAAAUGAAGUGGUGUUGCACAUAAGUAACAUGUAACUGUCUCUAAUAAAUACACACACUGUACAGUAUUUCUUUUGGUUU
Molecule: messenger RNA, 729 nt
Organism: Clarias gariepinus (North African catfish)
Lineage: Eukaryota; Metazoa; Chordata; Actinopteri; Siluriformes; Clariidae
Product: regakine-1-like
Exons: 3
Coding region: 109-423 (104 amino acids)
Biological process (GO): chemokine-mediated signaling pathway; cellular response to interleukin-1; G protein-coupled receptor signaling pathway
Cellular component (GO): extracellular region
Molecular function (GO): chemokine activity; CCR chemokine receptor binding
Source: RefSeq, a predicted model, not a curated record